Lymnaea stagnalis (great pond snail) is the source of this 7168-nucleotide messenger RNA. NCBI's taxonomy places the organism in Eukaryota, Metazoa, Mollusca, Gastropoda, Lymnaeidae. The record is from the annotation of a GenBank genome assembly.
AGUUGAAGUUGAGACAUAACUACUGAGAUCACAGAUUGCUUCCGGAGUUUAUAUUUCUUGGAAAAUGUCCAUGGCCCAUCAUUCAAGUUAAUAUAUAGAUCUAACUAAUAAUAACCAAAAUUUUGUAAGUUUCCAAAUCUCUAUGUUACACACACUCUUUGAAUUAUUUUAAUUUUUUAAAUUUAUAAAAUAUUGGUGGUUGGUCCUUCGCACUCCUUCGUAAGAUGACCAAGACAGUAAAUUGUAAGGCAAGGCAGUCUGUCGUCUGAGUUCAGUCAUUUCAAUAAUAGUGAGUCUGAGUGGUCUCAGUUACAAUUACUAUUACUUUAUAACCCUUAAUUACAUAUAUUUUUUUAUUCUUUUAUACAACAAUUAUAAUAAUUGCAUUUUUAAACUAUGAUCACUGAGAACAUCAGUACAGGUCUGCGAGGUAGGAGAAAUGGUCUGUUAUCAAGUUACAGGCUGCCAUCAAGGUGGAACAAAUGGGUGUAGUGACAUUGACAGUUGAGAGAAUUUAUGUGAAGUCGGGAGUCAUAGAAUUAGGACUACCACGUGAAGUAGGACGGAACAAAAAAAAUGGUUGACCCAUGGUGGGAGGGGGUGAUUUUAGUAAAGGCAGUGUCUACGCGACCGGACGUAUAUCUCCCGCACUAUUUGUCCGGCGACCAAGUCACAUGACCGCCGUAACAAAGUGGCGAGAGCUAUCUUGUCCGUGAGCCUUGUCGCGUGAACGCGAAUGAUUCAAAACUAUUGUUAAUUUUAAAAUCUAUUUCUCUACCAUUAAUGUACUGAGUAUCUUGAAUGCAAAUAAUAGAAAAAAUUAAGCUAAAGUGGCUUGUAAACAUUUUUGUUUAGUUUGUUAUUUGAGUUUGUGUACCAGUAAUCCAUAAAAUAAAUUAAGGGCCAGUGUGGAGUAGGCAACCAAUAAAAGCAAAAGAUCUCAUCUUAAAUUGUUUAAAUUGCAACAAAAUAUUUAAAAACUCUCAUGAAACUACUGUUGCUGAUGAACAUGAUAAUAUAAAUAUAAUAUAAAAUAUUUUUAAUUAAAAUGGGGGGAAAAAAACAAUCCCAUACCAGGAAUUGAUCAUCAAAUAUAAUAAUGUCAAGCAAUCAUUCUACCACAAGACCACACAAGAUCUGCCAAUUGGCUCUUCGUUGGGAAUAAUAACGACUACUAGUCAUCCGGCGGUCACGUGACAUGUCGCCGGACGUAUAUCUCGCGCACUAUUUGUCCGGCGCGCCGGACGUGUAGACACUUUGUUUAGUAAAUACUCUAGGGCAGGGAUUCUUAACUUUAUGCAGUGCUGCAGCCCCACUCAGUUUUAAACAUUCCCCCACAGUAUAAAUGAUUUUGUAACAAAAUUGAAAAUAAUUAAAUGGUUUAGUUAUUGUAGUUUUAUUUCUUUGAUUAACUUUUUAUAAACAAGGAAAGAAAAUUACCAAUACAAGUAAUGCACACAAAAACAAAAUUCACCAGAAAAACAUUUGUUGCUCCUAAAAACUAAUUUUUAAAAAAAAAAGCAGCAAGUACUUGAAAGGGCAGCAAAAACAAUGUUCUGGUCUUCCGCACCUCAGGGCUGGGGAGGUACUUUUAUCCCUGGUUAAGAAGCACUGUUCUAGUAAAAUGUUUCUGAUACUGGUGCAGUACUUUGAUAUCCAUGGAAAGUGAAUUUCUUAAGGGUUUAAGGGUUCGUAAAGGACAUUAGUGGACACAGGGAAUUUUUUUUUUUUUUUGGGAGGUGCUGCAGAGAUUUGUGAUGUUAUAUUAGAGGGGGUCAAAGUUUAUGUGACGAUUUGUAGGGGGGAAGGGGAGCAAUUCUGAUACUGGUGCAGUACUUUGAUAUCCAUGGAAAGUGAAUUUCUUAAGGGUUUAAGGGUUCGUAAAGGACAUUAGUGGACACAGGGAAUUUUUUUUUUUUUUUUGGGAGGUGCUGCAGAGAUUUGUGAUGUUAUAUUAGAGGGGGUCAAAGUUUAUGUGACGAUUUGUAGGGGGGAAGGGGAGCAAAAUCCUCAAAAUUUGCGUGACAUCAUUUAUCAAAUUCAAAAUAUUACUGAGUAAAAAAUAUAGGGUCUAGCUAAAAUCUUAGAGAUUAUAUUUAAUAUAAAACUAGCAAAUACUAAAUGAUUCAUGGCAUUAGCCUAACAUUUAAAUGAAUAAUUCAAAUUUUAUGCAAAAGAGAUGAAUGCAAUUUAAUGACACUUAGUGAAAUUCAAUUAAAAAUUUAACUGCCCAUCAUUUUUGUUGCCUUUAUUUUCUGUAUUUUAAAAAGAAAUUUAAGACUUAAGACCUAUGAGACUGACUGUCAGGCCCUGUGAGUACGACACUGAAUGUUAUUUUGGCAUAAAAUGUUUUAGAAUGUUAACAAGAAUAGGGACUCAUUAUAUACACAGAUUAAAAAUGAAAUAAUUGUGAUGCUGAAUUUUUAUUGUCUCCAGCCAUUGCUCCAAUUAAUUUCAUAUAAAAUAAUUGAAGAGCAUAGUGAUUAAAUAUUAAUCAUAAUUAGGACUAACAGGCAAAGGCAUAUAUUCUUUAUUAUUUUGAUAUUGAGCAACAUAAGCCAUAUUUACUCAUUCUAAAGCCUAUUAUACAUUUUUGUUGUGGAAAUAUUACAUGGGAACAAUUGGGUUUUUAUGCUUAUGAGCUCGUCAAGGUAGAUUUUAAAAUUUUGUCCAGGUACAUUGAAUAAUGACUUUGUCAUUUUAGCUUACUAAGAUCCUUGUCUAUUUUAAACCUUACUCUACAAAAUUCAAAUAUGUUACCAGAAGCAUUUUUGUUCUGAGUCAACUAUGCACCCAUGUAUUACAAUUAAAAUUACUUUACAUAUAUGAACUGUAGGCUUAUGUAUUCGAGUACCCCUGCAAUUCAAUAUACAGUAAUAAUAAUAUUAUAUUGUAAUGUUUAAUAUGUCUUAUUUUCUCUUAUUUUGUCUAAUAUAUUGGGUAAUAAGAGUCUAAUGGUGACUAGAGGGGUCUUUUAUGAUGUCCAUAGGAAUUCAUAAUGUUAAAAACCAUAUUUAGAGGAUCCUGAACAAGUUUUCUAUGCUCCAACUAACUAAAAAUAUGUGAUUUACAAAUAAAGAAUCCUACUUCAUGGACAUUGACUUAGCGCUGUAGAUUCUGGAACUGAUUAACCCAAUAAACAAGGGAUGACUGAAUAGGUUGGUUUAGAUUCUACCAUCUAAGUUUAUUUAUUAGACCUUCCUUUGGGCUGCAGUUUCUAUUUUCUCAUUAUUAUUUAUUAUCUUGUCCUUAAUGGUGUUUCUGCAUCUUCAAGAUGGCGUGUGUAAUAAGGGGUUUAUUGACCAUUCAAUGGAGUCAUUAAGUUAAAAUUAAACAGUUUUUAAAAUUUAUUCCCCAAGAAAACUAUUUCAUCAUUGCGUAGCAACGAUCUCUUUAACUCUGCUCUAAUCUUAAAUUUUUUUCAUUUUUCAAUAGUUUUAUCAACAACAAGAUGCCAAGAAAAACUUCCAAACCCCAACAGAAUGAACAUGAUAGUGAAAGUGAAAGUGAUGGAAAUUUGUACGAAGAGACUGUAAGCAAUUAUGACUUGCGCAAUCGACGGGAAAGGCUAGCAAGUCCAUUAUUAAAACAUAAAUCUCCAGUUCCCGGCCAUGUCAGUAAUACAAGCCUACUGUCGGACUCUUCAACUUUGGAUGAGCCCGAUAAAAGUCCAAACUAUAGCAGAGGAUCAAGGAGCUCAUCUGAUGGAUAUGGUUCCCCCAAUAGAAACUCCCCUAACACAGGAAGUCCAGAGCGUAUUUAUCCUCUUUUGCCAACCAAUCAAAAUCCAGGAUUUAGGAGCAGUCCCGAUAUUUACCCGAACCUGGAUGAAUCUCUACACAAUUUAUCACGAGAAUCAGAGGCUGGAAAUGAAUCCAGGUCAUUGGAUGCUAGUGACUCUGAUAAGACAGUACGGUGCCGAAACUUAAAUGACAACAAUUCUGGUGAUACCUGGAGGAAAGAAAGCUUUAUAAAUCCAGACCAUCACAAUCAGGAGAAUUAUUCUUCCUCAAAUUCUAUAAUUAUAAUUAUUAUUUCCAUUUUCUUUGUAGUUAUUUUAUUGUAUUUUGGCUCUUCAAAUACAUCGACAACUGAGCCACCUACCAAUGUCUCACCUUAUGAGUCAUUUAUCACUAACAUCGACAGUUUAGAAAAAAUGUUUCCCAAUCAGAGCAAACGUUUUUGGAACACAUUCAAAGCAUCAUCGCGACACAUUUUGGAUGACCCAAAUUCUGACUAUCCAAGUGUGAUUCUGAUGGCCUCACAAACCUAUAACGGUCAUAUUGCAUCUUGCAUAGCCAAACUGAUCACCCAAAAGUUUGAAUCUGUCAAACCAAGCAAGCUGGCAGAGUUCACUGUUGCUGAUAUUGACUUGUUUAAAAUGUUGAGCUCAGGGGAGCAGAAGAAGAAACUGGAUGAAAAGUUAACUGAAACAUUUCGCCAGCAUAAGUCUGUAAUCUUGGAUAACCUUCAGUCCUUAUCUCCUGAGGCUGCUCUGCUGUUGCAUGGUUACUGUGACAACGACAAUGCCCCGUACAAAGAUGUGAUGAUGGUUCUCAUACUGCAUGUGGAUCCCAAUGCGCUGAAACUGGAUCCUGACGGCACAAACAGCGUUGAAAAGUAUCUGCAAGCUUUGUGGACCCAAGGCCUGCAUGAGGACAAAGUGGCAGCUCUGCUGAGUCGAGUGGCCAACAAUGUUGUUGUGAUUAAUGCAGAGGAUGAUAAAACUGUGAGCAAAGCUUGUGCUGAUCUCAGGCUCUGAAAGGCACAUUAGUCAUAUCAUAUUUGUUUAACAUUCUGUUAAGAGAUGAGAAUUGAAUGAACUCAAACAUUUCUAGACAUUGUGAAAUGUAUUGUUUGAUUUCUUUGAAAAAUCUUUGAAAUAUUUCUAAUAACAAUUGAAUUUUGAAAUAAUUUUAGGAAUUAACGUUUCAGAUAAUUCUAGAAAUUAAACGUGUUAGUAAAGUUUACUUGUGAUCAUUUUUUAAAUGUUAUUCAUUAACAAAAUUUUUUUAAUAAGAUUUGAAAUGGUCAAAUGAAGUUGAUCUGUUUAAAGCACUUUGGAAUGUAUUCAACUUUUCUUUUGAAGGUCUGUGAAGCAUAGCAAACAUGCAAUAUGUUGUUAAGCUUUUCUGUAUUGUGUAUUUGAUUAACAUAUGACAUGUUUGAUUAACCUAUGAUGUGUUUGGUUGACCUAUGAUGUGUUUGGUUGACCUGUGAUGUUUUUGAUUAACCUAUGAUGUGUUUGGUUGACCUAUGAUGUGUUAAGCUUCACCCAUGUUAUGUAAACAAUCAGUGACAUGUACCAUAUGUUUUUUUUCUCAAAUGUUCUUUCCAAAUAACUUCCAACAACUAUUGUUAUGUGAACUCUUUGUUGAGCCAUUCAGAUUGUUAAUGUACUUUCUUGAAAAUGUUUUGAACUUAUUAUUCACAUGACAAAAUCAUCAUGCUCUUUUGAAUCCUGCAAACAUUUUCCUAUCUGGAUUUAAAUUAUUUUUGAUCAUGGAAUAAUCAGUGUAAAGAAGAAACAAAAUUAAUCUUAUACCCAGGAGGUCUUUUCCUAAUGAUUGUAUUAUAUUUUAUGUCUCCUUUAUUGUAUUUUUAGAUUUUAGUUUAGAUGUAAGCGAUCACCGAAGAGAAAGGAUAAUAUUUUGUUGAUAGACUUUGGAUAUGAUGAAACGUUAUUGGGUUCUGGGGAGACUUCACAUAACAGUUGGAUACUGAUAUAACCAUUAUUGGGCACUGGGGAGACUUCACAUAACAGUUGGAUAUUGGUAUAAGCAUUAGUCGACACUGGGUAGACUUGACAUUACUUGUGUCCUAAUGCAGUUUUAAUUUAAGGACAUAACUGUUUGGUGUUACGAAACACAGUUUUAACUUUAAUGGAACUCGAGGUAGGACCACAUCGCAUGUUAUUCAUUGUAGUUUAUUUCAUUUGUAAUGAUGUCUUGUAAUGAUUUUGUUAAAAAAUAUUAUUUACCUCAUAUUUUUUAGAAGAGACAUAGAAAAACAGAAACAAUAAAUAAAAUAAACUUCUCUAUGAUCUGCACUCUUGUAAAUAUCUUUCCUUUCCUUAUGACAGGGAUCCCAUUAUUUACGGCUUGAGGAUCUCAUGACAGUAUUUGUCUAGUUUGAAAUUUAAAUUCUACAUGUACUGUACUAUUUUGUCGUCUUACAUUAUUCAUUUAUUACCAAGUACAUAAAGAUAAUUCCAUAAUGGUGCCUAAUUAUUAUUAUUAUUUUGUUUUUUGUUUGUGAAGUUAUCUGUUUGCCACUUUAUGCUACAAGGAUGAGGACCACUAUUUUGUGACAUUUAUACACUCCAUAUUUGUUUCUUGUUUACACAAUUUUUUCCGUGCUGUAUUUGUUGAAUUCAUAUCAUAUCAUAACGACCUUACUAGAUGUGUUAGCAAUGUUACUGUUUUGGGAGCGGGGAGGGGGGGUUGCUCUCUAUUUGCAUGCCAUACUCAUUGAAUGGAAGGUUCUGUAAAAGUUAUUUCUUUCUCUUCUUGUAGUCCUCAAGCUUUCAAUAAUUCUAGACUAACUCUAACAGGGUUUCAUAUUUGUUUGAUAUGAGCAAGGUAGAAAAGACAUGGGCCAGGUAGAGAAGACACGGUUUAGGUAGAAAAGACAUGAACCAGAUAGAAACAACAUGGUUCCUGCUAUGUUGUUUCUCAAUGGCCCUCAGCAUCUUUAUCUUAAUAUUAAUGAGUUAUCUUGCUUUACUUUGGACCUUGCACAUUUCAUUGAGGGAUUAAGAGUUGUGAUUGGAGGAAUGGUAAGAGUAAGGGGUGGAAAAAUCUUUAGACCCUAUUCUCUGAGUGCAAAACCUUUCAGGCUGUUUCUCUGUAUGGAAAACCUUCCAGUUCCUUGCAAAUAUUCUGUUUGGAAAACCUUUCAGGACAAUUUUCUGUGAGAGAGUGGAAAAAACAUUCAAGCUUUAACAUUUCCAUUACCAAUGUAAUGUACUUUUAACAAAAAAUUCUAUGUCUAAGUUACACUUAGAAUUAGAAGUAAAAUUCAAUGAAGUUAUUACCAGUAUAUAGGAUAUUUCAUAACUCGCCUUACAGUUUAGUUCAAACUCCAAACUGCUUACUUCUGCCUGAAAAUAAAGAUUGUGUCAAUCUUGUAUAAACUGACUGUUUGAAAUAAAAGUCUCUAAAUGCCA